This is a messenger RNA of Suillus clintonianus, 2076 nucleotides long. RefSeq lists its product as uncharacterized. The record is from RefSeq and is a predicted model, not a curated record. The coding region runs from base 1 to 2076 and encodes 691 amino acids. The transcript has 11 exons. NCBI's taxonomy places the organism in Eukaryota, Fungi, Basidiomycota, Agaricomycetes, Boletales, Suillaceae.
AUGCCCCACAACAAAGGAAAAACAGUCAGAAAGAUGGACAGGGUCGCAAAGAAUCUCAGUCACCUUGAGACUGAGCUUCGUCAUAUACAGCGAAAUGAUCAUCGCGGAAGGCUCGGCCCCACAGGGCAUGCGAAGAACCGGAUCAACAAGCCAAAGGGUCAAGCAGGGCGAUCAGAACUGAAAGGAGGAUACAGUCUUCAACAGGCCAUGGGAUUGGCUGGCAACAACCGCAAAUACAAUGCGUUUAGAAUGAUCGCACGGCGAUAUACGAAUCGGUACCUCGAUACUGAGAAGACUCUGAAAGAACAGGACAAACUCACGGUGACACUCCUUUUGUCGUAUGCACAGCGCAAACAUCAGUUUCUAGCAAGGUUCCGCGAUAACUGGCCAUUUCACGACUUUAUUGCCUGUUACCUUCGCAAUCAUGUCCAGUACACCAAGAAACGGCAUUCAAAUGUGGAUGACUUAGAGAUCAACGACUCAGAUCUCAGUGAUGGGGACCUUGACGACAUGCUUAACGAUGAUGAGGCUACUUUGACUCCGACAUCACGACGAAAACGACUCCGACAUGCACACCAUUCAGACAAUUCAGAGACCGACGAGGAAAGGAGCCCACGACCUCAAAAAAAGCUUAAGUUUGCCUAUGUGUCCAUUCCUACUCGUGCAAAGCCAGCUCCAGCUUCUCGUGCAAAACCUGCUCCUCACGCAAAACCUGCUCCUCGCACAAAGCCAGCUCCAAAGUCAAAGAUGACCCAGAUUCCUGCUCGUCGUCUGGACCUGCCAAUACCAACUUCAAAGUCCUCCCCCGCUACUACCCAUCCAGACCCACUACCAGCUGCAAAACCAAAACCAAGGCCAAUAUUGUCAUCAGACACGUGCACCACGAAGGUUGCAACGGAAACUCCACCAACCGCCGCGGCCAAGCCAAAGGCGAAACCCAAAUCUAUUCCUCACAAAACUCACGCCAAGACUAAAUCCAAACCAGCAGACGACAAUGACAACGAUGCUUACGAGUUCGCCGACCUUCCUUUGGUCUGUCCAAAUGACAGCUGUAAGGAUCUCGUGCCAGCGGACCCCACUAUUGAGCUGGUCAAACAGCUUCGGCAGUGGAACUCUUUCAAGACCACUAAUCGCUGCAUGACCUCGGAGGGUCUACGUCUAGAGCUUGAGAUAUGCACGGCGCUUCGACAAUUGCGUGAAGAAAAGCUCAAUAUGCAACGCGCCAAAGCCCGAGGAUGGCCAACAACCAUUAUAUGGGAGAACAUCUCAGAUCGAGUCCUCCAAAUGGAGGCCGAUUUGGAUCUCAUGAUUCAUGAUCAAAACACGAGGCGCUACAGUUUUUUCCAUGAUAUGUUUCUUGAAGAUCUUUCUUCCACAGGUCUGAAAAGCAACUCCACCGAACGAGAAUUUUCCAAGCUGGCCAUCACUAGCCGACUUCGCAUUCCAGCGAUGGUUACAAAUCAUGCUCGUCCUGGAUACUAUGGGGAGAAAGGAAAAACGAUAAUUCAGUCCGCAAUAUUUUCCAUGUUUGAUCACGAACAGACUUCCAAUGACGCCUUCGCUCCCCUUGACUUCAAGACCUACAUCGAAUACUACCUCAUACCCUGGGUCGCUAUGCACUUAAUUUCGAAAGAUCUUGGAUGCAGUCUGGAAGAGGCGUACGAAGAGAUGAUUGCCAGUGCUGAUUCAGGUGUUUCUCUGCAUCCAAUGGCUGACAAAGACUCACGCAUCGAGAGAAUCACGCGUCAUCACUGUGUCUUGGCUGCUGAGAAACGUGUUGAGAAGGUCAAGCGCUUCCGCAAUGAGAUGAAGGAUGAAAUCGAGAAGGCAAAGGAGGAACAGAGGAUGCACGAUGAAUUAGCUGCAAAGAUUGCUUCUAAGCAGCGCGCACCCAUUACUUCCAAAUCACAACCAACAGCAGGUCCCUCUAAAUUCCCUGGAUCAUAUGACAAUGCAGCAUAUCAAGAUGAGGGCGAAUCGGAGCUCUCUGAACCGCCCGAGAGUAUCCAGGCUACUCCGGUACCACGGUCUAAACCUUCUCGCACACAACCAGCCAGGCGAAGGUCGCGCAGAUGA